AUAAAACCAGGGCGAAGUGAACCUGCGAGGGCACCGCGCGGGUCCGAGGACAAGAAAAGGAUGAAGGCGGUGAAGAGCGCGGUGGUAUGCCUGGUCCUCCUGCCCCGCUUCUUCAUGACCGCGCUCAUGUUUUGGCUGCUGGACUUUCUGUGCAUCAGGAAACGAGUGUUUUUCCAGAUCAAGGAGCAGGAGAACUGUUUAGACCCUCCUCUGUGUAUCUCCGACUCCAACCGCCUGUUCAGCCUGGAGUCGCUGAAAGCGGUGUGGCACGGGCACAAGCUGGACUUUCUCAAAGAAGCGCACCUCGGUCAGGGGGCGCCCAACACCGAAGUGGUUCAAUUGGAGGACCAGAAGCGCGCGCGCAUCCUGGACUAUGCACACGAGAACAGACCUCUCAUCCUCAACUUCGGCAGCUGCACCUGACCUCCGUUUAUGGCGCGCCUUAAAGCGUUCCAGAGCGUGGUGCAGCAGAACGCGGACAUUGCGGACUCUGUGCUCGUGUACAUAGAAGAGGCGCACCCGUCGGACGGGUGGAUGAGCACAGACGCUCCGUACCAGAUCCCCCAGCACAGGUGUCUGGAGGACCGGCUGCACGCUGCGCGCCUGAUGCGUACUGAGGUGCCCGGCUGCCAGGUGGUGGUGGACAGCAUGGAAAAUACGUCCAACGCCGCCUAUGGAGCCUUUUUUGACAGACUGUACAUCCUCCACGAGGGGAGGAUCGUGUACCAGGGAGGCAGGGGACCAGAGGGCUACCGCAUCUCCGAGCUCAAAGACUGGCUGGAUCAGUACAGAGAGAGCGUGGGAACAGCCAGCAGGACCUUGGAAGUCUAGUUUACAUGUAUAACUGAGAAUCAUGUCCAAGUCUUGUUUUUCGAUAACUGUAUUUCAUUUUUAUUAGAUCGUAUUGUUUAGUGCAUUUAAAAUGCCACUGAGGAGUUGGAAUAUGUCCUUCGUUUUCACUUUAUGUUUCAACAUGUGUAAUGUCACAGAGGUAGACUUUCAUUCUCAGGUCAACAUUUGAUGUUAUUUAGUUUUAGAUAAAAUGUUUGAGAAUUUGCCAAACUUUAACAGUAAAAGGUCACACUGUUACUAAACUGUUAAAAUGGUUCCUAAUACUUGAAUGGCCUCAUCUUGAAGAACAACUUAACAAACCGUCCUCUUUGUUAACAUUUAAAACAUGUUCUUGUGAAGUUUCACAUGUGAGCUCCACACUGCCAUUUGGGGUUAUGACCUCUAUUGUCUACAGAGCCUUCCAUAGCAUUACAUAGACUGAUAUUUAUUUAACUGAACUCAGUAUUUGUAUUUUACUGUCAUAUUUGUAUGCAGUUGUGUCUUUUUAUGUCUUUGGGACAGUAGGACACGCUCCCCCUUCUGUCCCCAGUACUGUUGUGAAGUUCGGCUCACCAAGGGGCCUGUCCUACGGAGCCGACACUGAUGUCCUGUACUGGGAGCUCGGGCUGGGGGCUGUUCUCAUCCUCACCACUACUUUUUUGUACACAUUGUUCCAAUUUAUUGAUAUAUUUUUCAUACAAUAAACACUUUUGAUCUAUAGCGAUGGUUCACGUUGGUAUCAGCUACUGUUAUCUCAUUCAACUGGCCCAUGC
Periophthalmus magnuspinnatus is the source of this 1604-nucleotide messenger RNA. It is a transcript of the gene dio3a, whose product is annotated as iodothyronine deiodinase 3a. The record is from RefSeq and is a predicted model, not a curated record. The transcript has a single exon. Gene Ontology annotation, molecular function: thyroxine 5'-deiodinase activity. NCBI's taxonomy places the organism in Eukaryota, Metazoa, Chordata, Actinopteri, Gobiiformes, Gobiidae.